Messenger RNA from Habropoda laboriosa, 4139 nucleotides. RefSeq names its product zinc finger CCCH domain-containing protein 13-like. NCBI's taxonomy places the organism in Eukaryota, Metazoa, Arthropoda, Insecta, Hymenoptera, Apidae. Gene Ontology annotation, molecular function: metal ion binding. Bases 90 to 4139 code for a protein of 1349 amino acids. Gene Ontology annotation, cellular component: RNA N6-methyladenosine methyltransferase complex. The transcript has 10 exons. The record is from RefSeq and is a predicted model, not a curated record.
GAUUAAUGGUGAUUCCAUAGCAAAUGAAUAUUUGCAUGCUGCAGUUAUGUGCUUCCAUUGUGAAAACAUAAUUGUUUUAUGGUGAUAAUAUGUCAAAAUCAAACAUAAGGAAGAUAACGGUUGACCCUACGAAAUGUAAUACAGACUCUCGUCGACCAAGUGUGUUUGAGAGGUUGGGGACCAAACCAGCAGUUACUGCCGGCCAAAAUUCGUCGGAUUAUUGUAGAAACUGGGCACUAAACGGCAGCUGUUCGUACGGAAAGAAUUGCAAAUAUGCAAAUACUCACACAUUAAUAAGUCCGUCCAAGCGUGCCAAAAAGGAUAAUGCUAUUGCAAGUACAGCGGGACUCAUUGAGGAUCCAUUUAAAAGGCUUACUUCUAAGAUCGUAAAAAAGGCAUCGCAUAGUCCUGAUUUAAAUUUGGAAGAGUGGAAUCAAACAGAUUUGGAAUACGAGGACGAAAAAGUAUUAGAAAGACGCAGACAACUGUUACAGCGUGAACUAGAAUUACAAAUGAAGAAAGAUAAAGAAGUUCAUGGAAAAGACAAAGUGAGACAGAAGAAAAAGGCUAUGACUUCUUCAUCUAGUUCUCAUACUUCAAGUACAUCUAGUAGUAGUAGUAGUUCUAGCAGUGAAGAUUCAUCUUCUAGUUCCACAUCUGAUUCACGUAAAAAGGUUAAAAAAAUUAAAUCUAAGCGACAUCAUAGUGGUUCUACAGAUUAUGAUGAAGAUAAAGAAAGAAAAAGAAAAUUAAAGUUGAAAAGACUUGGAACAAAAAAUGAGAAACCAUCAAUUAAGAAAAAACGUAAAUUUGAAAGUAGUUCUGUAAAAAAGGAUAUUAGUGUUAGAUCAGCAAAGAAAUACAGCUCAUCUUCAACAUCAAGAAAACAUUCUUCCACACCUCGUGCAAGAUCACCAGCAAUACAAGUAUCUACAGCAGUAACAUCUACAACAACAACAGUAUUGGGUUCUUCAAUAUCUGUGCCUCACCAUGGAACAUCUAAUAAAGUUAGAGAAAGAAAUAGAAGUGAAUCUCCCAAAGUAACAAAAAGUAGAGAUAUAGAUAAAGAAGAUAGGCAUUAUAAAAAAGUACGAGAUGUAGAUGAAUUAUCUAAAGAUAGUGCUAAAAGUAAAUCUUUUGAUAAAGUUAAAGAACAAGAUAAAGAAAAGAAUCGUACGAUAGACGAAAAAAUAAAAACUGAUGAAAGAUUAAAGGCGAAAUGUAAAGAUAAAGAUAUACGUUCUAGGACACCUCCAACAUCUGAAAGAUCGAAACAUCAACAUUCAAAAGAAGCAAUAUCAACAAAAACUCGGCGCAGUCGUACGCCUGAAAAAUCAAGAUCCAAACGAGAGCUUACACCAUCAAAGGCUCAGGAUAGACAGAUUGGUACAACAAACAGAUCUCGAGAUACAGAGAAGAGAGAUCGUGAAUCACAUAAAAGUGAUAAAACUAAAGAUAGGGAAGAUAUAAGAAAAAAUGAGCAGAAUAGUAAAACUAGGCCAGUAUCGAGUCAAGAAGAGAGUCAUAGAAGGAUUGGUAAAGAAUUUGAUGAUAAAGCUUAUUUGACUGAUAAAACACGACAAAAGAGCAGAGAACGGCGUGAUAAAGACCAUACAAGAGAUGAGCGUGGGCAUUCGAGACUUGGUCGAGAUCAACGAGACACUCGUGAUAAAGAUAAAGAAGAUCUACCAGAACGUUGUCGCGAACGACCACGGGAGAGAGAUCGUGAUCGUGAUAGAGACCGAGAACGUGAUCGCGAUCGUGAGAGAGACAGAGAUCGAGAUCGUGAACGCGAUCGGGAUCGGGAUCGUGAUCGGGAUAGAGAUCGGGAUCGUGAUCGUGAUCGAGAUCGUGACCGUGAUAGAGAAAAGGAACCGAUAAAAGCAAGAGAUAGAGAUGUUCCACCUUUAGUUUCAACGUCGAUGAGUUUAACAACGGAUAAAAAUUCUCGAUAUAGUCGGGACAAAGAACGAAUAGUGGUAAAAGAUAAUGCCUUUGAAAAGAAUGGUACCCGAGAACGUAGGAAUGAUAGAGAAAGGGAACGGUCUGAAACGAAAGCGCUUUCUGAUAGAGACAGAACAUCUCAACGUAUUGAUAAUAGAUACGAUAGAAAUACUGUAGAUAAGGAUGCACCUAUUCGUAAACCUGGUGUAAAUUCACCAAGAGACCGUGUUGAUCGUUUUCCACGAGAAAGAUCUUUGGAUAGAGCAUCAUUGCUUGAUAAAGGUGUCCAUAAUGUCCCACCGUUAUCGCAAACACCUGCUUUACCAGCAGUUCAGUCUUCUAUAGCAUCUUCUGCAGCUUCAUCUGCACCACCUACAUUGUCAACAUCACGAGACAAUUUAAUUGAUAGAAUAGAUGUCGGACAUUAUGAUCGUGAAAGACAUAGGCGAUUUGGUACAAGAUAUGACCGAAGUCAUACAUCUGAACACGAACAGUCACGUGUUACACCAACAAAAGUUGAUCGUUUAAUCGAAAGACGGGAGACUAGUCCACGACGCACGAUUGAAAUUGAUAGAAAUUAUAAUAGAAAUUAUGGACGUUUGUCAGAACAUUGGGAUGAGCAGGAGGAAGCACCUGCACAUAUAGACUAUCGUGAUCAUCAUGUUCACGAUGAUGAUAGAAGAAAACCUGUGGAUGGAAGGAGAUAUGAUAGUCCGUUUGAUGAAAGACGUGGAAUUCGCGAAGAAAGAUCUCGAGAAUCUAGAUAUGUUGUUCAGACUACGGAUAGAACGUCCUUUGAUGAUCAUCGACAUCAUCACCAUCAUCAUAGACAUCCACUUUAUUCUGGAGAAAAAUUAAGAAGUAAUACUGCAAUUCGAGAUGAAAAUGUUCCUAAUGAUGAUUGGGAUUGUCACCAUCGUGAUGUAGAACAUGGUAGAGAACGAACUUAUGGUCCUGUUGAUUGGGAAGAAAGAGAAUGGCGUGUAAGAGCACCAUGGGAUAGCAGAGACAGUCUUCCCCGAUCAGAAGUGCAUGACGAUGACUGGAAUUCCCGAUAUGAUAAUUCUGUGUCUGAUUGGAAAUCAAGUGACUCUCGAAAAUGGGAUAAUCAAUCAGUGCAUAUUCGCAGCCACUAUAGAAAUGAUCGAUCUAAGGAAUUAGAAUUAGCAGAAUCUACAUCGCAUAAUAAAAGAAGAACUUACAACAGUUCAGAAACUAGAGAUGAAUGUGUAGUUCAUAACUCCAAGCAAACAUCUUUAUAUGGUAGCAUGAAAGAGGAACCUAUCAAUAAAAAGCUAAUGGAACUUGCUGAAGGUAAAUUGUCUACAACUCGAGAAAAACCUACAGACACUUUUCAGAAGAAGCCUGCACCAAAAGAAAAGUCUGAAACAAAGGAAACUGUUACAUCUGAAACAAAACGUUCUGGUAUUGACGAAUCUUUGCAAACGCUUCAUACUGAAAGCGAUCUUAGUGAUAUUAGUGAUGAUCCAGAUGACAUAUUAAACAUGGAAGAUAUUACGGAUAUGGACGCAAAUAAACCGCGAGCAACUAAGAAAACUCCUGAUACUGCACAACGAGAUGGUCAGCCAACAAUCCAAGAGACAGAUCCCUCGUCUCCAAAGGAAACGAUAGAAGAAACAGUUUUUCAUGCAAAAGGAAAAGAUAAUACUGACACAAUAUCAUUUAGAAAUAUGGAAGAUGAAAACAUGGAAACAAUGGACUUUGAAGAAAUUUCCGAUGGUGAAUUGGAAGAAGAUAUAAAAACAAGUGGUAAAGGUUUAGGUGAUGCUUUGGGAGUUGAUUGGGAAAGUCUUGUUAAGGAAACACAACCUCGGAAAUCUACAUCAUGCAAUCAGAAUUCAGAAAAUCGUUGGCAAUGUAAAGCAAUUCUACAUAGAAUUGGUGUUUCUGCGAAAUACGCAGGCGAGGAUCUGAUAAAAAAAAUGACAAAAAAAUAUGGGAAAGACGAUCACUCGGAAUUUUUCCUUCACAAUGUUGGAUUUAUGCAUACAGCACUUGCACGAAAUCGCUUGUUGCGUGACUUAAACAAUGACAUGCUACCUACGGUGGAUGAUUUUCUGUAUAGAAAUAAUAAUGUAAAUAUUGAUGAGGAUGUGGAUUACGAUUUAGAAGUGUUAAGACCUUGUACAGCUUUAUAUGAAGAAGCAAAAUGUUUGUUACAACAAGCUGUAUGA